CCAAUGUCAGCUCAUGAUGAAAUCCUGAAAUUAUCCGAGAUAAUCUCACCAAUAACACUUUUCAUUCAGAUUCUGAAGAAUACCCUUAGAAAUCAAUGAAAUAUAUCGAUUAUCUUUUCAAAAAUAAGUCACGAUUAUUAUUAUUAUUAUUUUUAUCGUCACAUGAAUGAUUUUGUCUAAUAAUGGUGAAUGAUGAAUAAAUUCGUUAAAAAAUAUUUCUAGAGUAUAAUUAUUAACCAUUAUCAUAAAAAUAGUUUCGUCUCCAUUAUACCUGUUCACACUUUGGAUCUAUAUAUUAGACCAGUAUUUGAAAGUAAAAUCUGCUUCUAAAGACAAAGUUGAUUAAAAAAUAUAUUAACUGUUAUUAUCACAUGGAUGCGGAUAAAGGAUUCUGUACACCGCUUACUGUAAAAAGUAAACGCUUAGUGAAAACAUUUGAACCAUCAAACAUACAACCAUCUUCACAGAAUAGCUCAGGUGUGUCAGGGAGAAAUCCCAACUACACAUCAGAAUCACCCACUCAUUAUAUUACUCCUGAUGAGAAGGAGAAUCCUGCCCCCCUCUCAAGACCGGAAGAAUCACAAAAUUCCUCAAAAUUUACCAAUAAUCAUAAGUGUUCACCAGGAAAUCAACAUAAAAUAAAUCAGAAUUAUUCAGAUCAUCCUAAGCAAACUUCCACUGUUUACCUGAAUUCUCCAACAACUGAAAACUCUUUACAUUCACCAUGGCCAUUUCUAGAAGUUGAUCAGUUAGCCCGAAUGAUAAUUCGCAUGAAGAGGAAGAUUAGUAAAACAUCAGUUUCAACUUCCAAGACAAUGUACACCUCUUCAUCUUCGUCUUCAUCCUCAUCGUCGUCAUCAUUAUCAGAGUUUACGGCAUCCGAUGAAGAACAACUAGCUAGUACUAUGAUGACUGACAUAACAAACCACUGUACACAACAGCCAGGAUACAAACGUAAAUUGAACAAUCGGAAGAAAAGCAUCCCUUCACAUAAAAUGAAAACAGCUCGUAAACGUUUAAUUAUAGUUGACUGUCGUUAUCCAUAUGAAUAUGAUGCUGGUCAUAUACGUGGCGCCAUCAACUUAUCCGACUGGCCAAAUCUUUGUCAAUAUUUUUUUGGAACAAAUCACCUGACUCAAGAUUGCAAAACAAGUUUACACAAUAGUCUUUCAUUACCCUUAAAGAAAUACUACAUAAAGCCUAAACCAUCACGAACUAUAUUUGUAUUACACUGUGAAUUUUCUUCUAAACGUGCCCCGGAAUUAUUUCAUCUACUGCGUAAUCAUGAUCGAGCUCUGAAUUUCUCUUCCUAUCCUGCUUUAAGAUAUCCACAGGUAUAUAUAUUACGUGGUGGAUAUGCAGCAUUUUUCAGAGAUUAUCCUGAACUAUGCGAACCUCCGGGUUAUUUGCAAAUGUGUGGAAGACCAGAACUUUCAAGUAUUUGGCGAAAACACUGUAUCAGGGUGAAUCGGAAUUCUAUGAACUGCCUGGCACAGUUAGAUAAAGAUAAGACACUCAACACAAGUGACAGAAGUGACGACAAAGCUUCUUCCCUGAGUUGUGUCAGACUUUUAUUUUGAAAAUUUUGUACAGAAUACAUUUUCAACCUGCGCUACAUUCAACAUCCAAUGCCUGAUUUCUUUUUUUUAGCAAUAUGUGAUGAUUUUUGAAGAAUUUUUUAACGAUUACAAUUUAUUUUGAUAAUGAACAAUUAUUUAAACAAAAGAUUUAAAUCCAAAAAUGAAGUGCAAUAUCUACUUACUACUUAUUUACUUAUCAAACCCUAAUCUAAUUUUAUACAAAUUUUAGCAUAUUUUCCUUCAUCUAAAUAUGUAAAUCUCCUAUUUUAUAUCUGACGAGUAAAUCUAAAAUGUCUGUGAUCCUUUCUAUUCAACUAUUAUUCAUGAUUUUACCAAGGAUUUUAACUCUAAAAAAAACUGAGAUUAUAGUGAAUAUUUCAUUUGGUUGAGAGAAAAAUCCUUCAACCUUGAACAAUUUAUUUUGUUUUAGUUUACUAAUGAUCGGUACUUUCAUUUCAUCUUUCUUUUUAAAUAAUCUAUUAUUUGAUUCAUUGAAAGAUAAAUGCAAACAACAAAAAUCAACACCAAAGAAAUGGUCAAGACAACUGAAUUCUCCAAUAUAUACAUAUUUACUUUUAUUUACUGUCAACAAAAUACGUCUUCAACUCUGAAGACUGCCAAUAGGACAAGCGGUACCCCAUUGGGCCAUGUCGUUGACAUUGUCACUGAUAGGCACUUGGUAUCAUGCAACGAAUUUUCUAAAGAAAUUUUGUCAGACUGUGAGCACCCACUCUACCCGCAACUCCAAGCUUGUGUUUCCUCAGGUAAAACAAGAAGUCUUUUCAGAAGAAUUUACGCACGUACGUCUAAGUAUAAAAAAUUUCACUAUACCAUACUUCAUGGCACGUACUCUGUCUGAUGAAAAUGGUGUCAGGCAUGAACUAACUAACCUUCUUCGCACUACUAAAUAAACCAUUUCUUCCACCCUUACAGUACCAAACUUGAUUGUUAUCGUAUUUCUUAAAUUUAUAAUCCUCUCAAUUUUUUGUUUUUAUUUAUUUAUUUUUCAUAAGUGUGAACAUCGUUUAAGCUAUGUUACCACUGUUAAUCUUGUAUUUCCCCUCAC
Molecule: messenger RNA, 2646 nt
Organism: Trichobilharzia regenti
Lineage: Eukaryota; Metazoa; Platyhelminthes; Trematoda; Strigeidida; Schistosomatidae
Source: the annotation of a GenBank genome assembly